CGAGCCGCCCGCCCGCCCCCUUCCCGCGUCUCCGCUCCCUCCCUGCGCAGCGGAAACAUGGCGGCGGGAAGGGAGUGAGCCGCCCCGCGCCCCCGCCGCGCCCUCAGGCUGGAAUGCAAUGGCACAGUCUCAGCUCACUGCAACCUCUGCCUCCCAGGUUCAAGAGAUUCUCCUGCCUCAGUCUCCCGAGUAGCUGGGAUUACAGGCACCUGCCACCAUACCCAGAUGGAGAAAUUAGCAUACAAAGAAACUGACUUGUCAGAAGUCAGAGCAAGGUAUUGGUGGAUCCAGGGAUAAAUCCCAAACUUCUUAACCCCUAGACCGGUUUUUAGUCCAUUGACUAUGCAGCCUAAUGUGAUAGACUGGAGUGAUGUUAGAAAACACAAAUAUGGUCACCUAUCAGAGUCCGCAUCCCAAUAUCAAGAAGCUGCUGACAUCCUGGAGCUAGGUCAUUUUACCUGGGACAAAUACCUAAAAGAAACAUGUUCAGUCCCAGCGCCUGUCCAUUGCUUCAAGCAGUCCUACACACCUCCAAGCAACGAGUUCAAGAUCAGUAUGAAAUUGGAAGCACAGGACCCCAGGAACACCACAUCCACCUGUAUUGCCACAGUAGUUGGACUGACAGGUGCCCGCCUUCGCCUGCGCCUUGAUGGGAGCGACAACAAAAAUGACUUCUGGCGGCUGGUUGACUCAGCUGAAAUCCAGCCUAUUGGGAACUGUGAAAAGAAUGGGGGUAUGCUACAGCCACCUCUUGGAUUUCGGCUGAAUGCGUCUUCUUGGCCCAUGUUCCUUUUGAAGACGCUAAAUGGAGCAGAGAUGGCUCCCAUCAGGAUUUUCCACAAGGAGCCACCAUCGCCUUCCCACAACUUCUUCAAAAUGGGAAUGAAGCUAGAAGCUGUGGACAGGAAGAACCCUCAUUUCAUUUGCCCAGCCACUAUUGGGGAGGUUCGGGGCUCAGAGGUGCUUGUCACUUUUGAUGGGUGGCGAGGGGCCUUUGACUACUGGUGCCGCUUUGACUCCCGAGACAUCUUCCCUGUGGGCUGGUGUUCCUUGACUGGAGACAACCUGCAGCCUCCUGGCACCAAAGUUGUGAUUCCAAAGAAUCCCUAUCCUGCCUCCGAUGUGAAUACUGAGAAGCCCAGCAUCCACAGCAGCACCAAAACUGUCUUGGAACAUCAACCAGGGCAGAGGGGGCGUAAACCAGGAAAGAAGCGGGGCCGGACACCCAAGACCCUAAUUUCCCAUCCCAUCUCUGCCCCAUCCAAGACAGCUGAACCUUUGAAAUUCCCAAAGAAGAGAGGUCCCAAACCUGGCAGCAAGAGGAAACCUCGGACUUUGCUGAACCCACCACCUGCCUCACCAACAACCAGCACUCCUGAACCGGAUACCAGCACUGUACCCCAAGAUGCUGCCACCAUCCCCAGCUCAGCCAUGCAGGCCCCAACAGUUUGUAUCUACUUGAACAAGAAUGGCAGCACAGGCCCCCACUUAGAUAAGAAGAAGGUCCAGCAACUCCCUGACCAUUUUGGACCAGCCCGUGCCUCUGUGGUGUUGCAGCAGGCUGUCCAGGCCUGUAUCGACUGUGCUUAUCACCAGAAAACCGUCUUCAGCUUCCUCAAGCAAGGCCAUGGUGGUGAGGUUAUCUCAGCCGUGUUUGACCGGGAACAGCAUACCCUCAACCUCCCAGCAGUCAACAGCAUCACCUACGUCCUCCGCUUCCUGGAGAAACUCUGCCACAACCUUCGUAGUGACAAUCUGUUUGGCAACCAGCCCUUUACACAGACUCACUUGUCACUCACUGCCAUAGAGUACAGCCACAGCCACGACAGGUACCUACCAGGUGAAACCUUUGUCCUGGGGAAUAGUCUGGCCCGCUCCUUGGAACCACACUCAGACUCAAUGGACUCUGCCUCGAAUCCCACCAACCUUGUCAGCACCUCCCAAAGGCACCGGCCCUUGCUUUCAUCCUGUGGCCUCCCACCAAGCACUGCCUCAGCUGUGCGCAGGCUAUGCUCCAGGGGAGUGUUAAAAGGAUCAAAUGAAAGAAGGGAUAUGGAAUCAUUUUGGAAACUAAAUCGUUCCCCAGGGUCGGACCGAUACCUGGAGAGCCGGGAUGCCUCUCGACUGAGUGGCCGGGACCCCUCCUCAUGGACAGUCGAGGAUGUGAUGCAGUUUGUCCGGGAAGCUGAUCCUCAGCUUGGACCCCAUGCUGACCUGUUUCGCAAACACGAGAUCGAUGGCAAGGCCCUGCUGCUGCUGCGCAGUGACAUGAUGAUGAAGUACAUGGGCCUGAAGCUGGGGCCUGCACUCAAGCUCUCCUACCACAUUGACCGGCUGAAGCAGGGCAAGUUCUGAACCAGGAGAGGCAGCCUAGACAACCAAGUGGCAGCAGGUGGGGGCAUUCUUCUAGGAAUGAGGGGCAUCAGCCCACCCCAGGCACCUCAGUGGGGUUCCGGGCCACCUCAGGACUCCAAGAGGCUGUGUGGAGUCACCACUCCUAGCCACAGCUGCCAUGAUAAGUCCUUCCAUGAAGGACUGAGGAGGGAGAGUGGGGGUCCAGGGCUGGUGCUGCUCUUCCCUCAGCUCUGCCGGGGCUCUAAGGUCCCUCUAUUUAUUUCUCAAGCCUGGCUGGCCUCUCACCAGGAGUUUAGGCUGAAUGCCUUCCACGUGAUGGAGGAAAAGGUCAACUCUGUCCUGGUCUUGCUGUGGCACCCCAUCGCCCCACAGCUCCUACCUUCUCACCAGAUUCCCCUGAAUCCAAACUCGUGGUGCAAACCUCUACCUUUUUUACAAAAAGAUCUUAUUGUUAAUUUAUUGUUUCUGGCACUUGGGCAAACCCUGUAGUUAAUACUCCUCCCACACUAGACACUGGGUUUCAGGAGAAGGGAGACUGCCCUGCCUUGGUCCCAGAGAGGCCCUCUGCAGAUAGGCGUGGCCCCUCUUCAGGGACACUACCCUAGGGCACUUUCUCUUUGAGGUGGAGAGACCCAUAAAGCCUUGACCACAUCACUCCAUAUGGGGAGGAGAAGGAUCCCGGUCACCUUCUCUUCACGGGGCCCUUUUGCAGCCCUAGGCCUCAUCUGUGGGAAGGGAGUCCCUGGCUCAUACUGCCCCCACCACAGCUCCUUGCCCUGGCCAGAACUGCUGUGGAAGAAAAUCAGGCCGGAAGGCCAAGAAGGCUAAGGGGGAUGGGAGGGCAGGUUUUCCAGGCUGGAGUCGGUUCCACCCACUCUCCUGUCCACAGGCUUCCUUGUAAGCAAGUCAGCAGCACAGCUACUCAUGCUGCCAUCUGGACUUAUUUUAUGUCAAUCUGUUUAUAAAUAAAAACCAAUAUAGAUA
Gorilla gorilla gorilla (western lowland gorilla) is the source of this 3339-nucleotide messenger RNA. RefSeq names its product Scm polycomb group protein homolog 1 (gene SCMH1). NCBI's taxonomy places the organism in Eukaryota, Metazoa, Chordata, Mammalia, Primates, Hominidae. The record is from RefSeq and is a predicted model, not a curated record. Gene Ontology annotation, molecular function: histone binding; chromatin binding. The transcript has 17 exons. Gene Ontology annotation, cellular component: nucleus. Gene Ontology annotation, biological process: negative regulation of DNA-templated transcription. Bases 343 to 2355 code for a protein of 670 amino acids.